ACUUUUACAAAACAACCACAGAAAACGGAGGCAGGCACACAUCAAGCUUUCGUUACGUAACCUUACACAUCAGCAGGACAUGGCAACAAGGAUGUCGUGACUGACAUGGGGAGGCGGUGGCUGAACGGAUAGCGAGACGGCCCCGCGUUCAGGAGGACGUGAGUUCAAUCCCCGACCGGUGCCACCAAGCUGGGAUUUUUCAGCCGCCGCCGAGUGGCUUAAAACUACCCACAUGCUGUCCAGAAGACCACCUAUCAACCCGGACUCUAGAUUCUAGGAUCAAAGAUGAGCUCCGGGAGGGCAGCAUGAGCCAAUGCAAGAUGGCGCCACUAUAAACACUCGCCUGCGCCAGAACGGGCUGGGCCGACCAACAGGACCCACCGGAAAGAAGCCUUGGACCGACCAUCAGGAUCCACCGGGAAGAAGCCUACCAACGCAAUAGGUCGCAACGUAAAAAAAAAAAAAAAAAAAAAAUGACGGGCAGUUGCUGUGUUCCGGCGAGGCAGGACGAGUACACGAGAACACGAGCACAAGGGAAGAGAGUCUCGGCAGGGCGCACACCACACGGCGGAAAAGACUACCGGGGCCUCGAGGCCAAUGGUUACACCUAUAAGUUUUGUAUAUAACUGAAUUGACAAGUACACCAACCCGCUGGAAGAGGGUGUGGUGUUGAUACAGAGAGGGAGACAAAGAAGGGGGGUGGGCAGGGAGUGAUGAAGGCCCAGCAGGCUCUUCCCUCUGGAAGGGUCGGCGCGUCAAAGCUAAAAAUACACACGGGAGGCCUCGGGCAUUGCGUCGUGACAAGGCCGCCGCGCUGCGGGAUCGUUGGGUGCCGGGAACACCCUCCCGUGACUGGGCGCGCAGUGGGGGGCGGACACACUGUGUUAGGCUGUCAGUCUGGCAUCUAGGCACACGAGGCACUGUACAACGCCUUCAGUCCGUAAGACAGAACUCGCGUGGCGGCGCGCGCGCGGCGGCACCCUCACGCACGGCCACCGAGUAUCCACGAACAGCCCAAAUAAUUACUGGGCCGGGCACAAGAUUAUAUAACCUUCUUGGCUGCGCAGCAGCUUGGGUUAGUGUGUGGCGUGCAGCCCCUGCCGGCGGAAGGAAGAUCUGUCACUCCUUUCUAGCGCCUCCGACACUGCUGACAACGAGGUGUUCUCACAAUCCAGCUCACAACACUGAGCUGCACUCGUGCCGACAGCCUACCCGGUGCCAUGCAGGCCGCUGUGGCGGUGGUCGGGCUGUGGAGCGUGGCAGCGGCGGCCAUAGCACCGGGACGGUGUGCCUGGACGCGGCAGGAGGCGGAGGGCGCCGCUGUGACGCUGACCUGCAGCCUCGACGCCCUCGACAACCACACUGACAGAGACGCCUUCACGAGGGCCGCGGCGGACAACGUGACGGCGCUGCGGGUGCUGUGCUGCGACCAGCCGGACCUUGAAUCGUCGCUGUCGCCGGGCGUGUUCCAGCGGCUGCUCGGCCUGCACAGCCUCGGCCUGGAGCAGUGCAGGCUGGCGGCGCUGCGGCCCGGCACCUUUCAGGGCCUGGAGGAGCUGCGGCGGCUGGCGGUGCUCGGUGCCGCGGCCCCGCAGCUGCUGCCGGACAGCCUGGCGGGGCUACCGCGCCUCGAGGAGCUGCACCUCGGCAACAACAGCUUCAGGAGCCUGCCGCGCCGCCUGCUGUGUCCGCUCCCCGCACUGCGCCGCCUCAGCCUCGCCAUGAACCGCCUGCAGGACGUGUCAGUGGUGGGGGCGACCGGCGGCUGCGGAUCGAGCCUCGCCACCCUCGACCUGUACGGGAACGAACUGGCGACGCUGCCGGAGGCGGGACUGGCAGGGCUAGCGGGGCUGGAGGCCUUGCAGCUGCAGCACAACAACCUGUCCAGCCUGGCGGGCGAGGCACUGCUAGGCCUGGCCGCCCUCAGCUGCCUCAACAUGUCCCACAACAGGCUGGAGGAGCUGCCGCCGGGGCUGUUCAGUCCCACGCCGCGCCUCGCCGCCCUCGACACGUCCCACAACCGCCUCACACACCUGCCAUUGCACCUGUUGCGCGGCCUGAAGGCGCUGCGGGUUCUGGAGCUGGGCCACAACCUGCUGCAGGCCGUCCCGUGCCGCACCUUCGCCGGCCUGCCCAACUUGGCCACGCUCUCCCUGGCGCACAACGACAUCUCCUCCGUGGCUUCCGACGCCCUUGAGAACACCACGGGCCUGCACCACCUAGACCUCACCCACAACCUGCUGACGUCCGUGCCCAGGGCCGUGCGUCAGGCCGCGGCGCUGACCACGCUGACGCUGAGCCACAACCGCCUCAGCACCGUCACCCAGGACGACUUGGGCGGCCUGGCAGCCCUCAAACGCCUGAACCUGUCCCACAACAAGCUGGAGGGGCUAUGCGAGGCGUGCCUGGCGGGCCUGUCCCACCUGGAGGACCUGGACUUGUCGCACAAUAACAUUGCCUUCUUCGACUACGCCUUCCUCCCCCGCCAGCUGCAGCGCCUCUCCCUCCGCGCCAACAGGCUGGGGGAGCUGGGAAACUACUUCACCCUGGGGGCCCAGCUACGGCUGCAGACGCUGGACGCGGCGCACAACCAGCUGGAGACUCUUGCCGGAGACUCCGUGCCGGACAACCUCGAGCGUCUGGACCUCAGCAACAACCGCAUCAAGAGCGUGGCGCCCUGGACCUUCGCCAAGAAGCACAGCCUUACCAAAGUCGACCUGACGAAUAACCUCCUUACCACGCUGAUCCCCGCGGCUCUCACCCCUCGCCCUGGGCCUGCCUCGAGGUCCAGCGCCGCCCCCGAGGUGUUCAUAGCUGGGAACCCCAUCCUCUGCGACUGUGAGAUGACGUGGCUGCACCUCGUGAAGGAGACGAGUGACGCACGCACGCACAAACACACACGCCAAAACACACCCCGACACCAACGCCGACAACCUUACAUCAUGGACCUAGACAAACUAACCUGCACAAUGGCCAUCCCACACCCCAACGACACAGCCUCGCCACAGCCACACGCCACAGCCUCGCCACAGCCUCACGCCACAGCCUCGCCACAGCCUCACGCCACAGCCUCGCCACAGCCUCACGCCACAGCCUCGCCACAGCCCUUCCUCGUCCCCUUCCCCAGCACGCAGCCCUCUCAGUUCCUCUGCCCCUACACCUCCCACUGCUUCCAGCUCUGCCAUUGCUGUGACCUUCCCGCCUGCAACUGCAACGAGGUAUGUCCCGACGGCUGCCUCUGCCUGCGCGACGAGACCUGGCGCACGGAGAUUAGGUGUUGAGAGGACCAAGGGAGACGACCACAUGGAACUGACCCAACCUCCCCCCCCACAACAAAAAAAAAAAA
Molecule: messenger RNA, 3346 nt
Organism: Eriocheir sinensis (Chinese mitten crab)
Lineage: Eukaryota; Metazoa; Arthropoda; Malacostraca; Decapoda; Varunidae
Product: toll-like receptor Tollo
Exons: 1
Coding region: 1221-3281 (686 amino acids)
Cellular component (GO): extracellular matrix
Molecular function (GO): protein binding
Source: RefSeq, a predicted model, not a curated record